This is a messenger RNA of Branchiostoma floridae (Florida lancelet), 923 nucleotides long. RefSeq names its product N-lysine methyltransferase SMYD2-A-like. Gene Ontology annotation, molecular function: protein binding. The coding region runs from base 58 to 531 and encodes 157 amino acids. Lineage: Eukaryota; Metazoa; Chordata; Leptocardii; Amphioxiformes; Branchiostomatidae. The record is from RefSeq and is a predicted model, not a curated record. The transcript has 4 exons.
CAGUUGCUGACCUGUUCCUGCGGAUACAAACUUACUUCUGGAGAUUUUCUCACCGACAUGGAGGACAUAAAAAACUUCGCGGAAAACCUAGUUAACAGCAGAAAGUGUUAUGCUAAUGAACCGGAGCACUUCCUGUAUCUGUUGGAACGCUGCCUACAACUACAGCAGGGGGUUUUCUACGAGGACAACGUCAGUUUCGUGUCGGUCCUGGAGCGAGCUCUCGAUGUCUGCAUCGAAAUGGGAGAAUGGCAGAAUGCUCUUGAAUAUGCCGAAAGACUGGGAAGAAUUCUCAGGGUUUAUCUACAGACUGACAUAGGUCUCGGCCUGCUUUAUAAGAAGAAGGGUCUGAUACAACUGGAACUCGGGAGAACCGCAGAGGCAAAAGAAUCUUUGUCGACGGCCAAACGGCUGCUGACAGUCACACACGGAUGGAGACACGAUCUCGUGCAACACAUCAGAAAUGUCCUCACUGACCUUCAAGCUGAUGAGGAGUCAACCCUGAACCACGAAAAUAACUUUUCAGAACUUUGAUAUGACUAGUAUAUGUAGCUGUGUUUCAGGGCAUCCGUAACAUGAUAGUGCUGCCGCCAUUCAUUCAAUGAUUUUUUCGGAUUGCGUCAUUCUACCAAAAUAGUUUCAUCAGGUUGGUAGAAUAUAGGAUAUAGGAGAAUUCUUUUCGCACAACCAGCAGGUACUUACAAUUGCUUACGUUUCGAUGUCUCUCAGACACCUUCGUCGGAGCCGAUGUAGAUGGCGCUUUUGCGGUGAGAAAACAAUCUAAAACGUGGCUACGCUUGUAUCCCCAUCGUCCCGGUUCAUUCUAUAUUAGAAUGAUUCAUGUGUGCGGUUGGAAUCACAUGCUCUUGUUUCUAGCUAUUUGCAUCACGUGUUCAAUAAAAAGCAUUUUGGUGCCUUGACUCCUG